Molecule: messenger RNA, 573 nt
Organism: Brassicogethes aeneus
Lineage: Eukaryota; Metazoa; Arthropoda; Insecta; Coleoptera; Nitidulidae
Source: the annotation of a GenBank genome assembly
GGUAUAUAGUAUAUAUACUUGGGUAGAUAAAAAAAAUAUUACACUCAAAUUCUUUUAGUUCAUCUAUUGUGGUAUACACCAACAUCAAUCAUGGCCUUCAAACUAGUGGUUGCUUGCAUUCUUUUGAUCUUGGGACUGGCCAGGGCCGCUCCAGGGGGGUGGGGGCACCAAGUUCACCAUGAACACCAUUUGAUCCACGCCCCUCUGUACGUGAGGCCGGAGAUAGUCCAUGUGCAUGAAGUCGAAAAGGUGCACAUUCCAGUCCACAUUAUCAAGAAGGUGAUCAUCGAGGAGGAGCCCCAUCACCACGAAGAGUUCCAUCACGAGCAUCACCACCACAUCGAAGCACCAAUUGGUGGUGGAGGCGGUUGGUGGUAAACUCCGCAUGCAGUACGAACGAGAGUUUAGUGUGAUACGAGUGUGGAUAUGAUUGAAGAAAGUGCAAAACUAAUUUUAUUGGAUCUAGUCGUUUUGUAGUUCUUAAUAGUCGUAUUCGAUUGUCUGUUGUUUUAUUUAAGUUGUUAUGUUUGUAGAUAGUUAUAUUUAAAUAAAACUUUUUUGUAUAAAAAAUAA